AUGUAUGGACUCUACGUUAAAUUCAUUCUAAAAUUAAAAAAAUCAAAGCUAAUGAUAGUAUUUGGAUCUGGAGGACAUACUACAGAGAUGCUUUUAAUGCUUAAAGGCUUGAAUUUCAAUAAAUACGAUUAGAUUACAUUCAUUAUUGGCCACUCUGACACUUGGUCAAUGAAUAAAAUUAGAGAUUUUUACUAGAAAUAUAGGAAUGUGAAUAUCGAAAAAGAUUUUUAAAACUUACGCAUUUUAAGGUUAUUCAGAAGUAGAGAGAUAAAGUAGAGUUAUAUUACGUCGAUUUUGACGAAUGGACCAGGUACCGCAGUUCCCCUUUGCUAUGCAAGAUGCUUGAUAUCUAAAUUGCUUAGAAUAAAUCCAGAGGCUAAGAUAGUAUUUGUUGAGAGUUUUUGUCGUGUCACCUCAUUAUCUUUAACUGGAAAACUACUCAAACCUAUCGCUGAUAAGUAAGAAAUUAUUCAACUCAACAUAUACUUAGAUUUAUUGUAUAAUGGAGACAGCUAAUGA
This is a messenger RNA of Stylonychia lemnae, 519 nucleotides long. The record is from the annotation of a GenBank genome assembly. Lineage: Eukaryota; Ciliophora; Spirotrichea; Sporadotrichida; Oxytrichidae.